ACUUCCGGCAGCGAGGUAUUUUCUUUCCGGUUGUUGGCUCCUGCCGGCCCCACCCCGACUGGGCCCUGCGCCCCCCCCGCCCCCCGCGGCCCCCUGCCGCCGGGCCCGCCGCCACCAUGAAGAAAUUCUUCCAGGAGAUCAAGGCUGACAUCAAGUUCAAGAGUGCGGGGCCUGGUCAGAAGCUCACGGAGUCCGUGGGGGCUCAUCUUCUAGUGGGGAGAGAUGGACAGCUCAACCAGGACACGGGUGGUGACAGAGCAGUCGGUACUCAGGGCCACGAAGAAAAGGAGAGGGCCCCCAGAGGGAAACCCAACCAGCCCGCGCUCCAGCAGCCCCGCCAGGGACCCACCAGCGAGGCCCAGAUGGCAGCCGCGGCAGCCCUGGCCCGGCUCGAACAGAAGCAGCCCAGGGCCCGGGGCCCCACGUCGCAGGAGUCCAUCCGGAACCAGGUGAGAAAGGAACUUCAAGCCGAAGCCACUGUCAGCGGGAGCCCAGAGGCCCCAGGGACCAACAAGGUGCCUGAGCCCAGAGAGGAGGGCUCGACCCACCUGGCAGUGCCCGCCGUGUGCUUCACCUGCCCGCUCACGGGGGCCACGCUCAGGAAGGACCAGCGGGAUGCGCACAUCAAAGAGGCCAUUCUCUCGCACUUCUCCACCGACCCCGUGGCUGCCUCCAUCAUGAAGAUCCACACGUUCAACAGAGACCGGGACAGGGUGAAGCUGGGUGUGGACACCAUCGCCAAGUACCUGGACAACAUCUGCCUGCACCCCGAGGAAGAGAAGUACAGGAAGAUCAAGCUGCAGAACCGCGUGUUUCAGGAGCGAAUUAACUGCCUGGAAGGGACCCACGAGUUUUUUGAGGCCGUCGGCUUCCAGAAGGCCCUGCUUCCGGUGCCCGAUCAGGAGGGCCCCGAGGAGUUCUACGUGCUGAGCGAGGCCGCCCUGGCCCAGCCCCAGAGCCUGCGGAAGCACAAGGAGCAGCUGCUGGUCGCCGAGCCCGUGCGGGCCACGCUGGCCCGCCAGCGCCGCGUCUUCCAGCCCUCGCCCCUGGCCUCCCAGUUUGACCUGCCCGGGGACUUCUUCAACCUCACGGCGGAGGAGGUCAAGCGGGAACAGAGGCUCAGGUCCGAGGCCGUGGAGCGGCUGAGUGUGCUGCGGACCAAGGCCAUGCGGGAGAGGGAGGAGCAGAGAGAGCGGCGCAGAUACACGUACACGCUGCUGCGCGUCCGCUUCCCCGACGGCUGCCUGCUCCAGGGCACCUUCUACGCCCGGGAGCGGGUGGCCGCGCUGUACGCCUUCGUCCGGGAGGCCUUGCAGAGCGACUGGCUGCCUUUCGAGCUGCUGGCCUCGGGCGGGCAGAGGUUGUCGGAGGAGGAGAGCCCGGCCUUCGACGAGUGCGGGCUGGUGCCCUCCGCCCUCCUGACCUUCUCGUGGGACGCAGCCCUGCUGGAGGACCUCAGGGCCGCAGGGGCGGAACCGGACUCUUCUAUCCUGAAACCGGAGCUCCUGUCGACCAUCGAGAAGCUCUCGUGAAAUAAAAGCAGGGUUGGCUUUA
Molecule: messenger RNA, 1554 nt
Organism: Prionailurus viverrinus (fishing cat)
Lineage: Eukaryota; Metazoa; Chordata; Mammalia; Carnivora; Felidae
Gene: UBXN6
Product: UBX domain protein 6
Exons: 11
Coding region: 117-1532 (471 amino acids)
Cellular component (GO): cytoplasm
Molecular function (GO): protein binding
Source: RefSeq, a predicted model, not a curated record